UCCUAUUUCUGGAGUUCCCUCUCUUGUGUUUUUUUUUUUUUUUAAACCAAGUCCAUAUUUGGUGAAUGACGUCACGGGACACCCAGAGAUCCCCUUUAUAACCAUACUGCACCAUCCACGAGCUGUUUGUAAGAAAUGAGAGGCGGCGCAGACUAAUAAGGGUUAACAGGGACAAUCUCCAUCAUGUUUGAGAGGCAGUCGGGCAGAAAAACUGGAGGCUGAUUAGUUUGAAGAGUCGCUGACAGGAUGAGCGCGAGAGUGGCGGAAGAAGUUUCCGUGUCUCUGAGCAGCAUCGUGGACGGUCUCCACAAAGACGUGUUCGCGGCGGAGGGCGGGUUGUCCUCCUCUCAGGUGGUUUUCAAAGAGGAGGCCGAGGAGCAGGAGGGGAACCCCGAGGAUGAGAGCGGUGAUCUCCUGUCUGAGGAGAAGAGCGCACCUGAGCUGCUCCUGCAGGGCGACUUGGCGCAGUACGUGGCCACUUUACGCACGCACCCUGUGGCGUUCACGGGCAAGUUCUCGGUGGAGUCCAGAGGCGCAGGAGGACCUUGGACACCGGGGGACGUUAUCAACGUGGUCAGCGCUGACAUCACCACCCCGGACCCGCUCACGGUGUCUGAAUCACCCGCAACACCCCCCGGUGUUUACGCAGGAGGAGGAGGAGGAGGAGGAGAAGGAGGAGACGCAGGGGACGGCACCAUGGCGCACGGCCACCCGGACAUCAGCCACAUGUACGCGCCCCCUCACCCCCACCCACACCCGGCCCCAUCCUACUCCUGCAGCGGGGACAUGUACCAGGACCCGUCGGCAGGGGGAUACCUGGCCACGUCCUCCUGCGCCGUGUCCUACCACCCGCCCCCGUCCUACAGCUCGGUGCCCAAACCGACAGUGGACGGCGCCGCGCUGCUCUCCAUCAUGCCGGACUACGGGGGCUUCUACCAGCAGAGCUGCCAGAGGGAUGUCCAGACGGCGUUCCCGGAGAGGAAAUCCCUCCCGUACCCGCUGGACUCCCUCAGGGUGCCUCCGCCUCUCACUCCUCUCAACACCAUCAGGAACUUUACGCUGGGCGCGCCCUCAGCGGCCGCCGACGGUCCGAUGGCCGCCGCUUUCCCCGGCCACCAGAGCCUCCCUCUCAGACCGAUCUUAAGACCCAGGAAGUACCCGAACCGACCGAGCAAGACCCCCGUCCACCAGAGGCCGUACCCGUGCCCGGCGGAGAGCUGCGACCGCAGGUUCUCCCGCUCGGACGAGCUGAGCCGACACCUGCGCAUCCACACCGGCCACAAACCCUUCCAGUGCCGCAUCUGCAUGAGGAACUUCAGCCGCAGCGACCACCUCACCACCCACAUCCGCACGCACACCGGCGAGAAGCCGUUCUCCUGCGACCAGUGCGGGAGGAAGUUCGCCCGCAGCGACGAGAGACGGAGGCACAUGAAGAUCCACCUCCGGCAGCGGGAGAAGAAAUCCUCUGCGUCCUAAUCCCGCACCGCGCACGGCCCGAAGCUGCUGAAUGUAAACUUUCUGAACGCCAUAACUUUAAAAACAUCAGGAAGAAUCAGAGACAGAAAUCACGUCUUCAUUAUUUAUCAAUCUCACACUGAAACAUCCUCCCUCAUCCUGUUAAAUUAAUAGAAAUGUGAAUGGAGUUUGGUUUACGCUCCUUGAAACACAAUCAGUGUCGGGACUGCCACAGCUCACUUUAGUGCUCUGUGGCAAGGCAUCAUGUGGACAGUCUAUGCUUCAUAUUCUCAGGGAUUCAGUCACAAUUCAGGCUGCAAAAAGAUGAGACCAAAAGAUGUGCAGGAGGGUUCAGAGCUGCUGCUGCAGCUCCUCCAGCCGAUCAUCUCAGUGGAGUCAGAGGCGACUUCUGGUCCCUCAGCUGAGCUUCACACACAGAACUUCACUAAAACAUCCUGUUCACCAAAUCAAAAUCAGACCAGUUUCACUUCAAAACCACAAUAACGACACAAGAAUAUCUAGAUCCAUCCUCUCCUCCUCCGUCAGCUACAUCAUCCACCUUCAUCACCGCAGCAGAAAACAUCAGCUGGUUUCAGUCCCUCCAGGAGGUCGCAGGCUUCUGUUCUGUUGUGAACUGUCGCAACCCAAAAUGUCCGAUUUCACAGCAGCUUUCUCUAAAAAAUCUCAAUGCAUGUUGCGAGCUUCAUAAGCGUUUCCUCACAAUGAAAUCGCAAAAAUAAAUGGCAGUUCAAUUUGAUGUUAAAUCUCCAAAAACAUUCUCUCAAUCUCAGAUCUCUCAGAUAACUUUAACAUCGUUUCUGAAGACUUUAAACUUAAAGCUGCUACAAGGAACUUUGAUAUUUAGUUGAUUUUGGCGGCUCCUGUGUUUCCAAUCGUCAAAACCACAAAAUAUAACGUCAAGACUAAAGUUAUGUCAAGACGAAUCUCCCUGGAGACUCUUUGCUCAGCAGCAUUAAACUGAGACUGUUUCAGAACCAGUCAAACGUUCUUUGUCGCAGCUUUAGAUGCUGCAUCAGCUUCUGACUGGAUCUGUGGGUGUUUUUAUGUACAAAAGUCUUUCUCAGUACAAACAUUUGACUGUAUUCCAACUCACUGUACACAAAGACGAUUUACAGCUGAAUAUUUAUCGGUCAACGUGUCAUUUCUGCAUCUUCACGACCAGCGCUGCAGGUGAAACUCGUGGGAAACUGAACCGAUUCGUCAAAUUUGCAGGGAAAGUUUCAUUGAUUGGACAAAAAUCACGAAGCCACAUAGAAAGUUUUGUUAAUUUUUGCGAUCACAACUCGCAGCUUCCUGGAGAGACGCCACAUCAAAGUUACAAGAUGUUUUUUAUGUGAGACAAAAACGCAGAGUCAAUAUUUUGUACCGUUGUGACGGCACAAAUCAAAUCCCACUAACGACGUUCAACCGUUUAAAGGUGCAACAUGUACGAAAUAUUGUUAUUUUGCUAAAAUAUUAACUAACCGGCUAGCCUGAAAUCCUCUUUCACCCCCAGCUAGCUGCAUGGCUAACUGAGCUAACAGUAGCUACAGGCAUGUGGUCAUAUUAGCAGCAGUUAGCUGUCACUGCUGAUGUGUCACGUGUUGCACCUUUAAAUCACUUCCUUUACACUAUAAAACAUCAGAAAGUGUUUGAAUGUGUUGGAGAGACGACAGGAGGAGGCGAAGUGUGAUGUCAGCAUGCACCCAAGACAUGUUGUGAUGUCAUAAAAACAGGGCGGGGCUAAGGUGGGGAAGCUUUUUUUAGAAAAAUCAGGUUUUGUAUCAUAUUAGAAAAUGUUGGAUGAUAUAUAUUAAUAUGUUUCACCUGAAGAAGAGACGACUUUGGUUUAAACGUUCUGACGAUGUUUGUAUCGUUUCUACCUGAUGAAUGUGAGAGAAACAGACGAGUCACUGGACAAAACUCAAGUUGAAAGUUGUUGGUUUUUUUGUGUGUUUUUAUCGUUUUUAUGCAAACAAGUCGAGCACUAAAGCUUUUAUUCUGCUGGUCCGAUGACGCUUCCUGUCGAUGCAAAUAAAUGUUGACUUGUCGAGCU
Messenger RNA from Acanthopagrus latus (yellowfin seabream), 3511 nucleotides. Its product is annotated as early growth response protein 2b-like. Bases 247 to 1476 code for a protein of 409 amino acids. The transcript has 2 exons. Gene Ontology annotation, biological process: regulation of transcription by RNA polymerase II. The record is from RefSeq and is a predicted model, not a curated record. NCBI's taxonomy places the organism in Eukaryota, Metazoa, Chordata, Actinopteri, Spariformes, Sparidae. Gene Ontology annotation, molecular function: RNA polymerase II cis-regulatory region sequence-specific DNA binding; DNA-binding transcription factor activity, RNA polymerase II-specific.